This is a messenger RNA of Phymastichus coffea, 5852 nucleotides long. Its product is annotated as myosin light chain kinase, smooth muscle-like. The transcript is spliced from 8 exons. Gene Ontology annotation, biological process: intracellular signal transduction; protein phosphorylation; positive regulation of apoptotic process. The record is from RefSeq and is a predicted model, not a curated record. Gene Ontology annotation, cellular component: nucleus. Bases 392 to 2596 code for a protein of 734 amino acids. NCBI's taxonomy places the organism in Eukaryota, Metazoa, Arthropoda, Insecta, Hymenoptera, Eulophidae. Gene Ontology annotation, molecular function: protein serine/threonine kinase activity; ATP binding.
GAGACUAUAUACCCCCACCCAAUGUCUCUCCUCUCCACCUUCCAUCGGCGCGCGCUCUCUCUCUCUCUCUCUCUCUCUCUCUCUCUCUCUCUCUCUCUCUCUCUCUCUCGGUGGUAUGGAGCGCCGAACCUUCCUAGGCUGGUAGUCUCGUGUAGCCUGUGAACGUGGCAAGAUGCAGCAGCGCGAGUACUACAAUCAUCAUUCGAGUUGUCGUCGCAGUCGCGAGUGUGUGUAAACAAACAUUCUCCGAUUUUGCUCCUCUUCAUACUUUGUUUGAGAUCUUAGAAAGUCCAUCCAAAAGUGCGCUCGUUCUCCCAGAGGUCCAGAAAAAACUAUCACGACGACAUUGUUCGCGAGGAGUCGUUGGUUUGUUCUUCGAACUUGACUUGCGAUGGCGGGUGAGGGUUUGUUCGAGACGACCGGCAUCCCUGGCCACCUUGCUCCAACGGCCGAAAGACUCGAGCGACUCCUCGCUAAGCAAAGUCUCGAGGAGCUUUACGAAGUUGAGGAGCAGCCGUUCGCCAGGGGCAAAUUCGCAACAGUUCGACGCUGCAGAGAACGCUCGAGUGGCAAGCAAUGGGCAGCCAAGUUUCUGAAAAAACGUCGACGUGCUCAAGAGCUGAAGGCCGAGGCGUUGCACGAAGUGGCGGUGCUGGACGCUGGGGCGCACUGCGCGCGUCUCGUUUCACUGCACCAAGUCUUCGAGACGAGUACCGAUAUGGUGCUCGUUCUUGAAUUAGCUCCUGGUGGCGAAUUACAAAUGGUGCUGGACAGGGACGAGAUACCGGACGAGAGGCAAGCUGCCAAAUUCCUGCGGCAAAUUCUCGACGGCGUUGCAUUCUUGCACUCGCUAAACGUCGCUCAUCUCGACAUUAAGCCUCAAAAUCUCGUGUUGACCGGCGACUUUCCAGACUGUGAUGUGAAGCUCUGCGACUUUGGGAUUUCUCGAUACAUAAGCCAAGGCGCAGACAUCCGCGAGAUCCUCGGAACACCCGAUUACACCGCUCCGGAAGUACUGAACUACGAGCCGAUAAGCCUCGCAACGGACAUGUGGUCUGUGGGCGUCCUACUCUACGUGCUGUUAACUGGCUGUUCGCCUUUUGGCGGCGACACCAAGCAGGAGACUUUUUGUAACAUCAGCCGAUGUAAGCUUGACUUCCCGGACGACCUCUUCGAGGAGGUCUCUGAGGAGGCUCAAGAUCUCAUACGCCGACUCAUUGUCAAGAAUUCAAGCGAACGUCUGUCAGCAAUGGAAUGUUUGCAACAUCCCUGGCUGAGCAAAUUCGAUGAUAUGGCUUACUCGCUGUCUCCGGCGAUCUCGGAAUCAGGCGAGAUCCUAGAAGCACCCUGUGAUACAACCUCCUCGUCGUGCUACUCGUCUGCGUCGCCAAUGCCCGAAGAAGAAUCUUGUACACCAUCGCCGAUUCUUGUCGAUUCGUUCGACGAAGAAGAAACGGCACGUGACGAUAGUCCAGAGCCUGAGUUUGCCGAGAACGAAGCAACCAUGCAAACGGUGUCGGAAUGCGAGGAGAGUGUGACGGGCGAUACUACCAGUACUAUUCGUAUCAAUGAUUUACUGGAAGUACCAACUGUGACGACGCAUGAAGUCGUCGAAAUCUAUGACAAAGAAGAAGAUGCAAAAGAGGAACGACGAGAGAAGGUGCGGAAAGAGGAAGAGGAAGAAGAAGAGAUGUCGGCUACGCAAAGCGAUACUGGCAACAGUACCAUCGACGAUGAGUACUCGUAUAUAUCCUCUCGUUUAAACUCCACCUUCCCUCUGACAUCAUCAUCUUCGACAUCGACGUCAUCAACAAGGCAUCACUUCAGUGGAUUGUCAUCCGAACGUCGAAGUAAUUUUAAGAGGAGUAUGGAUUUUCUAGCGAGAAAAUUCUCCGCUAGUACCGACUUGCUCGAGGUAUUCGACGACGUACUUGGCAUGGACACUUCAUGCAGGAGAUCGUCGGUGAGUGCAACGUCAUCUUCGGUGAGCGAAGUUUUCAAAUGUUCGCCAGUAUUUAUACUUGGCGAAGAACAGCAAUGCAGCGACAGUGGUUCAGAUACGGUAUCCGAAAUAUCUACCGACAGUUCGUCCGAUCGUAGUAGCAUCUACUCGGACGAUUCGCUAGAUUUCAUUCUGUACGGCAAAUCGAGUCAGCAAGCUGGUCGGGCGAGCUUUCCAUUCAGUGCGAACGAAAAUCAAAGUUGGAAACAACGCACCGGAAGUACCAGCACCGGAAGUAUGCGAAAUGCACCUCGCGUAUGGCCACGCGAAUGCAAUGGGGUUGUCAGCAAGGCGCUCAGUCGUUUCACCAGUGCCACCGAUCAUCAUUUUAGCCACCUGAGUACCGGCAAGUCGAGCAUCGGCGUUAGCUCGAGCUCCAGUAGCACUAGCAGCAUUACUCUUACGACGAGCUCGACGACGAGAACGAGCACGACCCGUAGCAUAAGUGGACUGGAAGCGCUGCGUAAUCGAGGCGAAAACCUAGUGGUGAUACGCGAACCAGUGAGAGCUGGCCGUUACAUGCGUUACAGCGAAGUACAGUGCGAGUCGGUGCAAGCGAGGAUUCGACGAUUCCAAGUGCACGGCUCGUCGUAAAUGUUGUUCUUUGUUAUUCAUCUUUUUGUAAAUUAUAAAUCGACAUCCGCGACACUUCACAUUGUACAUAGUAAUAAUUUCGAGAUGUGUCGUUGCGCCGAUCUUUAAACUAAUUUAAAAAAUAUAAACGCUAGCUCCGUGUUCGUCCCUCGAGCGCAAGGUUUUCUAUUUCGACGAAAAAAAUAACGAAAUAGCAAUUCAAAUAUAUAUUUUAGUUUGUUUAAAUUUCAACAGGGUCAUAUCUGAAGGAUGCUACUUUAAUUUUUUUUCGUAACUUGUGCUCGAGGCGAAGUCAAACAGAGUGUGUGUAUAUAGAUUUAUGGUUGCGCGCGCGAAUGAAGGAGAGUUAGUGUGUCACGUAUGUAUUUCAUGUGUUCAAAAAAUAGAGUGAGAGAGAGACACAGAGAGAAUGUGUGACUUAUAUUGAGAAAUAUGUGCGGAUGGACAAUCCAAGAUGUUUGCCGGUUAUCCUCGAUAGAGACUUAGAGACUGAUUUACCUUCAAACCUACCCGCCUAAAUGCAUACAGACCCAAACUUUUCUUCGGCUAACACUUAAAAUUGUUGUAGUUCGAAGUAAUAGUGCCUUUUGCUAAUCGAAUAAAUCAAUCAUUAUACAUUUUCUGUGAGAAAAAAUCGAAAGCACAAUCACGCGAAUCGAACGCACAGAAUCACAAUGUUCAUUUUGCCAUUCAGGGACUACGAUAUCUUUAAUUUUUUUAUACAUAGAUGAUAACUUGUAAAUAUGAUGAACCCUGAAUGAAAAUUACAUAUCGUGCCUCGGUCAAGCGCGUUGUGCCUUUAUAUAGCAAAAGGUAAAAAGAUAGAGAAAAAGAAAUAAAUAGAGGAAAGCAGUCUUUGAUGUCAAAGAAUGAAACGAGAUAAAGUAAUAUUCUUUGAGGAUCCUUUGUGCAUAGUGUAUGAUGUUGCGAUCUCUUCGAAAGUAUCUUGCAGUUCUUCAUCUAUUAUAAACAUGUCAGUGCUGUGUCUCAGUACCGUACACGACUUGGUGGCGAAUAUGGAAAGAGACUUUAUUCAUUAUUUAUUUUUCUUCGAGUAUUUGUGUAUAAUCUUAAACGCUCGAUUGGCGAAUGGUUGAUUCCUUGGUUGGAAAAAAAAACAAUUUCAAAUGUAAAUUUUAAUAAGGAGACUUAUUAAAACAAAAACCUGUAUGUAUUUGAAAUUAUUUUUCUGAACGUGGAAAAUCGUUUAAUCGAGCUUUGUAUGACUGCAAUCACGUGGUGUACGUUGUUACUUUCAAAAAGGAGCAUCUGUACUUUAAAACAAAAGAAAAUGAAAACUAUACUUACUAGUCAUAUAAUUUCCGAAUCACUGAAAUGCUAUGAGCAUAUUCUUUUUCGCUUUGUAUCUACUUAUUAUUAUUAUUAUUAUUAUUAUUAUUAUUAUUAUUAUUACUAUUAUUAUUAUUAUUUUCGUGUGUGCGACUACACGAGCUCAUUGGUCGAGCAGCUAACGAGCGACGUUGUAACGCUUUUUCUUUCUUUCAUUUUUGCAAAUUGUAGCUACAGCUUCAUGUACUAAUAACUAUUCGAGUGACAUUACCUAUCCUUUUGGCAGGAUAGUGGUAAAAUGUAAGACGUUGUGAUUUUUUCUUCAUUGCAGUGAAAAUUUUUUGCAAAAAGAAAAUUUCAUGCCAGAAACUUAAACAAAGAAUUUGUGAUUCUGAUUUUUUUUGAGUAUUUAUCGCGGACGUAUUCUACAAAUGGUAUGAAAGUAUUUUGUGAUUAAUUUAAUUAUAAAAUUUAAAUUAUUUAUAAGAUAAAAGAAGAGAGAAAAAAAAUCGUACUAUACAUAUUUAUAUCCCUCCUAAUCAUUGAAUUAUUCGUCAUAAAGAAGUAUUAAAAUAAGAAUUAUUUCUUACUUUAGGAAUUAGCGAAAUAGUAUUCGUCACAGAAUUCUUUGUUUGAACUCGAAUGUCACAUUGAAGAAUGUGUCUAUGAGGAAAAAACAAAUAUAGAUAAUCAAAUGCAUAAAGAAUACGUUUGUGAUGCAAAGAGAAACUGAUAUCCAAUACUUAAUUGCCAUCAUUUUGUUAAAAAAACUGCCGCCACCAAGUUGUCUGUGUGUGGAUCCCAAUAAGCAUUUAGCAAAGUCACAGUCACGAGCGUGAACUCUUCAUAAAGAGUCGGCCGACACAGCAUAAAAGAAGGCAGGGUUGGGCACACUUAAUUACUUCGGAAAAAACGGCUUUUGUUUACCUCGCAUUAUUGUUUUGUAGGAAGUAAUUAUAUUGCUUGAAUAUUUUAAUUUAUGCAAAAUAUAAUUAUCCAUGUGAAUUACUAUAUAUUUGUAGAGUCGUUAUUCUUGUUUAUUUUAUUUUGUAAAAUAUCAAAAUUUACUCUAUUUUUUUUAAUAUACGUUUAUUUUAUCAAAUUUUAUACGUAAUUCUAUCUACUAUUACUCGAUGCACAUACAUGUUGCAAAUAUAAUAUUAUGAAUAUGCUUCAAUUUUUUUACUCGUAUGCUACUGUUUUUUUAAUUUUGUGUACUUUUACACUAAUCAAUAUUUUUUUUUAUGUAUAUUUUUGUGUAUGUUUUCUAAAGAGAAAAAAUUGAUUUUCCAUGAGUGAUAAUUUAUGUAAUGAUAGAGCAAAUCAAUUAGUAAAACCAUUGUAAUGAGAAUCGUAAAAGUGAAGGUGCAUCUAACGAGCAUGAAAUUGUUUUACUUAUAUACGCGAGUAUUUAAACGCGUCCAGAUGAAACUCGAGCGGUUGCAAAAAAAAAAAAAAAUAAUUCAAACAAUAUUUAGAAAAAUCACCAUCACGAUGAAUGAAACAUUUUUCUGCAGUAAUUAAGUAUGCUUAGCGCCAGACUUUCUCAGAGACUACUCUACUCAAAGCGGACGCGCGGGUGCACACAGAGGCGGUUCUUUAUACAGUAAAAAAGGCCAAAGAACAGCCCUCUUUUUAUAUGCGCAAUGCGCAAGCUAUUCGUAGUUGUUUUUUUUGUAUCUUCCGCUUUAUUCACCCGCCUUCUGCGCCUUUUACGUCCGUCCGAGUCGCUUUUUCCCAGUUUUCUCUGAGAGGUUUUGUAUGAAGCGAAUGUACUUGUCAUUGCCAUUGUCAUCGUGCGAUCCACACAAAACAAUACAUACAUACACACAAACAGACCUUUAUCGCUAGCGUCAAUUAUUAUGUAUCGAAAGAGCCAAUGCAUCUCUGUUGUAAAUGUAUUCAAGCAGACCUGUGUAAAUAUUUUCGAUUUAGAUUACUAUUAUAAUUUUAAUAAUAAUAUACA